AUGUCCGCCGCUCCUUCUUCGACGACUCCAUCGUGUGUCACCUCGCCUACUGUGGAGGUCCCAUCAGGCAAAGUGUGGUUGAACUCUGACGAGCCCAAUGACGAGUACGCACUGUUCUGCACCGAAGAGAUCCCACCGAAAGCGCCAGGCACAAUUCGCAUCUGGGUAGACGGGUGCUUCGAUAUGCUCCACUUUGGACACGCCAAUGCACUGCGGCAGGCACGCCGACUCGGCGCCGAACUCUUCGUCGGCUGCCACAGCGAUGAGGAGGUGAUGCGCUUUAAAGGACCGCCAAUGAUGCACGCUGAGGAGCGCUAUGAAGCGCUGCGGGCGUGCAAGUGGGUUGACUACGUGGUCGAAAACUACCCGUACUGCACACGGCUCAAAGAUGUCAAACGUUUCGAGAUCGACUACGUCGUACACGGCGACGACAUCUCCGUCGACUUGGACGGCAACAAUUCCUACCAGGAGAUCAUCGAUGCCGGCAAGUUCAAGGUGGUAAAGCGUACUGAGGGCAUCUCAACAACGAACCUGGUGGGGCGCAUGCUCCUGUGCACCAAGGACCACAUGCUGAAGUCAGUGGACGAGGUGCAGCUGGAGAACUGCCUGUUCGAAGAAAAACCCACCAUGCACUGUCUGACCACCUCUCGCAAGAUAGUGCAGUUCAGCAACAACUCCAGCCCCAAAUCAGGUGACCGUAUUGUAUAUGUGGACGGUAGUUUCGAUCUCUUUCACAUUGGCCAUAUCCGCGUUUUGCGGAAGGCGCGCGAACUGGGUGACUACGUCAUUGUCGGCGUGUAUGAGGAUCAGGUGGUGAAUGAGCAGAAAGGCAAGAACUACCCAAUCAUGAACCUCAACGAACGUGUGCUCGGCGUCUUGUCUUGCCGUUACGUUGACGAGGUGGUGAUGGGCGUGCCGUUUGACGUCAGUAAAGAGGUCAUUGAUGAGCUUCACAUUGAUGUGGUCGUAGGCGGCAGGCUCUCGGAUGUGGAGGCCGGGGCGGGAGGGAGUACGGCGUAUGAAGUACCCAAGGCGAUGGGCAUCUACCACGAAGUCGACUCGGGCUGCACCCUCUCGACGGACUCCCUUAUCGAUCGCGUCGUCGAAAACCGCCUUGCCUUUCUGAAGCGUCAGGCGAAGAAGCGCGCCAAGGACAAGAAGAGUCAAGAGAGCAAGCCGGACGCGUUCCGAAAUGUGCAGGAGGUGAGCUAG
This is a messenger RNA of Leishmania braziliensis MHOM/BR/75/M2904, 1212 nucleotides long. Its product is annotated as ethanolamine-phosphate cytidylyltransferase. Gene Ontology annotation, molecular function: ethanolamine-phosphate cytidylyltransferase activity. NCBI's taxonomy places the organism in Eukaryota, Euglenozoa, Kinetoplastea, Trypanosomatida, Trypanosomatidae. The record is from RefSeq and is a predicted model, not a curated record. The transcript has a single exon. Gene Ontology annotation, biological process: phosphatidylethanolamine biosynthetic process. Gene Ontology annotation, cellular component: cytoplasm. Bases 1 to 1212 code for a protein of 403 amino acids.